Molecule: messenger RNA, 1180 nt
Organism: Pseudomyrmex gracilis
Lineage: Eukaryota; Metazoa; Arthropoda; Insecta; Hymenoptera; Formicidae
Exons: 4
Coding region: 41-418 (125 amino acids)
Source: RefSeq, a predicted model, not a curated record
CGAAUCUCGUGAAAGAAAGAGAGUUCUUUGAAUUGUCUAAAUGACGUUCAAAUCUCUAAUCAAUUUCGGAAGGUUGGGCAAAGCUCCUUGGGAUACACCUAUCGAGCGUUAUCACAGUGAUGGGGGUGGAUAUCAUCACGGAGGUGGACAUCGAGGGAGCUCCAAAGGGAAGGGCGGAGGAAGUGGCGCGGCACUGAGUGCACUGACCUUGCUCGCUUUUCUUUUUCUUCUAAACGUUAUGCAGCAAUCAAUGCAGGAUAACAACUCGACAAUGGCUACAACGACCGCAGCGUUUCUGUUGCGAGACACCGAUGUGCCGGUCGUUUUAGACAACGGAGAAGAAAAGUAUGCCAAGAUGAAAGACGAUUAUGCAGCAAACACACAUGGUUCGAAGGGUUACACGCGACGCGAGGAUUAACCAUCUGACAGUAUUUAUAGUUUUCGGAAAGCUUCUUUUUUUUUUUUUCAAUAAAACUUAUCAAGUUUUAAUUAGCAAAGAUCACAGAAUUAAUUAAUUAUCUCGAUAAUACCUAUUGGUAACACAAAAUAAAUUGUGAUUGAUUUAUACGCAUCAAUUGCUUUAUGUGCAUCAAGCGAGACGCGAGAGCGACUGUCAAAUGAUCGACGAGCCAGCAAUAUAAUCCGAAAUAAUGCAGUUAUUCAUCAAAAACAUCACAUAAACAGUUUAUUUUAGUUUAUUUUUCUCUCUUGUUGAACAUGAGAUCGUCAAAUGGAAUAUGAUAGUCGUCACCGUUGUCGUCAUGGUCAUCGCUCAAACAUAGCUUCUUACUUAUCAAGCGCGUUCGAAAAAAUCGCAAUUCCAUCUUUUAUUUACACAACAUUAGAAACAUUUAAAUAUUCAUUUUUAUUUCUCGUCAUAGUCUUACAUACAUGAAAAAAAUAAUGACGAACGAUCCACGUAUUGCUAGGAAAAUGGGUGACAUUUUUAUAAUUUUUCUCGCGCGUGCCGACGCAUCCCGAGGAGAUCAACUUGGAUUUUUUUUCUCCUGACAAACAACACGACAAAUCCUCGGAGAAUAUGUUCGGCGGUUCAUGUUUCCACAGAAGUAACGAUAGGCAACUUUUUGCGUGAUUAUUCUCGUUUCAAAACCGAUUGUAAGCGACUGUUCGAAAAUAGAUCGGAACCUUCAAAGAGCAAAAAAAAAAAAAAAAAAAAAAA